Molecule: messenger RNA, 554 nt
Organism: Ailuropoda melanoleuca (giant panda)
Lineage: Eukaryota; Metazoa; Chordata; Mammalia; Carnivora; Ursidae
Product: membrane-spanning 4-domains subfamily A member 15
Exons: 6
Coding region: 174-554 (126 amino acids)
Biological process (GO): cell surface receptor signaling pathway
Cellular component (GO): plasma membrane
Source: RefSeq, a predicted model, not a curated record
UGGGCAAGCGCUGCCGCUGGGCCUCCGGGAGGAGCCCGAGAGGUAGGGCACUGAGGGCACCACUUGUGAGAUCCCGCCCCUCUAGCCCUGUGAUCCCGGGACCGCAGGGGUCCGGGCUGGUCGGUGCGGACCACUCUGAAGCAGGCGCUGCCAGCGCUGGUUCUUGUUGAAAAAUGCCAAGACGUCGUCUGUGGAUAAGAGAGGAAACAAGAUUGUUGGGGGCCGUACAAAUAAUGACUGGUCUGAAUAUUCAUGGCGUGGGAUUGAUCUGGACAUAUUUGUUUCUCUCACAAACUUCUGCAUUUGGAAAAUCAUAUAUUCCCCUCUCAGCAGCAACAGGAUACCCAUAUUGGUCAUCUGCAUGUUUUAUCUUCUCAGGAAUCCUUGCAAUAAUAUUAGAGAGGAGGCGUUCAACGUUCUUGCUAUCCUAUACCAUAAUAGUGAACAUUCUGAGUGCCUGCAUUGCCGUGCUUGGUCUGCUUUUACUAUCACUUGAGUUUAUCAUAUAUACUUUGAGUACACGAGCUCCUAUUUGGCCAGAGUGUUCAUAUUAG